This is a messenger RNA of Ambispora gerdemannii, 828 nucleotides long. Lineage: Eukaryota; Fungi; Glomeromycota; Glomeromycetes; Archaeosporales; Ambisporaceae. The record is from the annotation of a GenBank genome assembly.
AUGCAGACACUCUUAAAAAAUGAUCGUUUCGACGAAUUAGAAGCUCUUCGUAAAAAACUCGACUUGUCUUUUGGGACCAUUAAUGAGCGAGUUGCUUCUUGUAGCGGUGGUGGAUGGUUAGUUAGAAACAAGCAACAAGGUUUUAGCAAAUUAAAUAUUGGGAUGAAUUUCAGAUUUAAACGUAAAUUAACCCAUAACGAUAAACCCAGCGAUUCCGAGAAAGAAGACGAUAACAUCAAUAAUACUAAUGUAAAGUUUCGAAGAAAAGUUCAUCACAAUGUCACGGUCUAUGAAGAUGACGAUGAACAAGAUAAGGACAGUAAAUUUGUUGCGAUCGCUAUGAAAAACAGGAAUAAAACGUUAAAAGUCGGAAAUUUUAAGAAAGUAGAAGAAAAACAAAAAGACGAGGUAAAGAUCAAUAACACGAGUGUUAGUAGUGAAAGUAGGAAUAAUAAAUUCGGUAAUAGGAAAAAUAUGGACGGUGAUUUUCUGUCUGUUUAUUUGAGUGAACGCAAUAAUAAAAAGAAGAAAAAGAAUAACCAGCAAAAGAAUGAUGACAGUGAAGGUCAUCAUCAUUCGAGUGAGAAGGGCAAACAGAUUGAAAAGAAUCUGAAUCAGAUGAUGGAUAAAAAAAAGGAUCUUGUUGAAUCGGUUAACACAACUUCCACUAUCACCACUUUUAUGACUACGCCACUUGAUUUAAGUAAAUUAAAGUGGAAGACGACAACCACCAUGAACAAUUCUCAUUCUUCUCUUAAUAUUAGCAUGGAUGGUAUCGAUAUACGAUAUAGUAGUAAGGGUGAUCAGAUGUCAGGCUUUAUUAACCAA